AACUGGGCAAAAUCAAAAAAUGCUAAUAAUAAUGUAAUUUAUUAUUACGUUUCAAAUACGGCAAAAUGAACCAGGACGAUAUAAAAUCUGUUGUACAGGAAAAGUUUCUGUCUAGUGAACGAGUUACGGCGUUCCUGAGCGAUGCCAAAGUACUUUAUCCUGAAAGGGUAAUGAAAGACAGACUGUUGGCGAUUGUUGAAUUUGGAGAUGAAAAAGCUGUUUUUUGUUUAUUUACAUCAUGUUACCCACCGAAAUCCUUCACGGAUUUAUCCAUAGAAAUAGUUUUGCCCAUCGACAAUAGUUUCAAAUGUGAAAUCGACAACAAACCGACUGAUCCCGAAGCAGUAUUGUACCUGAACCUUCAAUCUCGCAACAGUAAGUUCAAAUUCGAAAUACAAAUAACUCCACGAGUUGACAAUUUUGUUGAUGAUCUGUUCAGAGGUAUAGAUGCAGUGAACAAAGUCCCCACACAACCAGAAUUUGUAUGGUUAAAAAAAUAUAAAGGAAAGAGUGAAGAGGAUAUAUUUGCUCAUACCAUGGUUGUAGAAAGGUCUGGAGUGGCCCAUACUCAAAGCUCGGCUCCUGUUGCAUUCAGAGAAAGCCUAAUAAAGCAUAAAAUGGCAGACAAAGAGAUGGAAUAUACAUUUUGCAAAAGAUUUACAAUUUUUUGUGGUACAUGGAAUGUCAAUGAUAAACCUCCAGUUAUUCCUCUCAAAGAGUGGCUUAAUGUAGACAAAGAGCCCCCUGAUAUUUAUGCUGUUGGAUUUCAAGAAUUAGAUUUGUCAAAAGAGACUUUUCUCUUUGACCAGACUGUUAGAGAAGAUGAGUGGUACCAUGCUGUGCUGAACUAUGUUGACCCUCGAGCUAAAUAUGUAAAGUUGGAAAAAGUGAGACUGGUUGGAAUGAUGCUAAUAGUUCUAAUAAAAGCCAAACAUGUGUCUCAUGUGAGUAAUGUCAUCUGUGAUACUGUAGGCACUGGGAUAAUGGGGAAAAUGGGCAACAAAGGAGGAGUAUCCAUAAGGUUUGAUAUUCACAAUACUUCUAUAUGUUUUGUGAACUCUCAUCUUGCAGCCCAUGUUGAAGAAUAUGAGAGGAGGAAUCAAGAUUUUCGAGAUAUAUGUAAUAGAACAAGAUUUGCACAACCAAAUCAACUGCCUAAAACAAUAAAAGACCAUGACCAUAUUUAUUGGUUAGGUGACCUGAACUAUAGGAUUACAGAACUGGAUCCUACUACUGUCAAGCGAAUGGUUAGUGAACAUAAUUUUGGACCAGUACUAGAGUGGGAUCAGUUAAAACAGCAACAUAAAAUAGAUAAUGUAUUUUCUGGAUACCUUGAGGGUCCUAUUAACUUUAAGCCUACUUACAAAUAUGAUCCUGGUACAGACAAUUGGGAUUCCAGUGAGAAAAACAGAGCCCCUGCAUGGUGUGACAGGAUAUUCUGGAAAGGAAAAGAAAUUACACAGUUGGCGUACAGGAGUCAUCCUUCUCUUAAUAUUAGUGACCACAAACCAGUCUCGGCUGUUUUUAGUUCAUAUAUUAAAAUAAUAGAUGAGGAAAAAUACAGAAAAGUCUAUGAAGAAGUGAUUAAACACUUAGACAAAAUGGAAAAUGAAUUGAUACCACAAGUAAAAGUUGACAGGACUGAAAUUGAUUUUGGUACAGUGAGGUACCUUGAACUGCAAGUUCAAACCAUCACUAUAAGGAAUACUGGUAAACUACCUGUAGAAUUUGAAUUCAUAAAGAAAUUGGAUGAUACAAGUUUCUGUAAAGAGUGGCUCAUAGUAGAACCCUACAAAAAAAGUAUAUGUGCUGAUGAAGUUUGUGAGAUUCAUCUGAAAGUACUCAUAAAUAAGACUUCGGCUUGCAAAAUGAAUGCUGGUACAGACAAACUCUAUGAUAUCCUUGUGCUCCAUCUUUAUGGAGGCAAAGAUAUUUUCAUAACUGUAAAUGGAACAUACCAGAGGAGCUGUUUUGGAUGCUCCAUAGAAGUGCUAGUGAACUUGAAUGUGCCAAUCAAAGAAGUAGCUGUUGGCAAACUGAUUGAAUUAGAGAAUAAGAGAGAUCAAACUGUAUCACAACAGUCCACAUAUUCUAUACCAAAGGAAAUUUGGUUCUUGGUAGACCAUAUUUACUUGCAUGGCCUUAAAGAGCCCAAUUUGUUUGAGCAACCUGGCUUACACUCCGAAAUUUUGCAAAUUAGAGAUUGGUUAGACAGCGGCUCUAUAGAUCCUAUCCCUGGGAGCAUUCACUCAGUAGCUGAAGCCCUCUUACUUUUGCUAGAGAGUACAGUAGAUCCAAUUAUUCCAUAUAAUCUUCAAUCUGUGUGUCUGAGAGCUUCAGCAAAUUAUCUUCAAUGCAAACAGAUUGUCAUGGAAUUGCCUGAAUUCAGGAAGAAUGUCUUUUUGUACUUAUGUGAGUUCUUGCAGGAAGCUUUGCAGCAUAGUGCAGAAAAUGGCUUGGAUGCGAAGACUUUAUCAACACUGUUUGGUUCUAUAUUUUUACGUGACAAUCCAAAUAAUAGUCAUGAGCCUCAGACAAGAAUAAAUAAACAAGUCAUUGACAAGAAAAAGGCCCAAUUUGUUUACCAUUUCUUAAUAAAUGAUCAUAGUGAUCUGAUAUUCUCAAGAUAAAGCAUUUUGUUCAAAUGUGCACUUUUAGAUACUACAUUUUACAAAGUGAGUAGUACCCAGGGUAGUGAUUGAAAUAAAUUGUAUUUCUGUUAUGAAAUUGAAUUAAUCAAAGUGAUGUAAUCCUGCCAUAUUGAUGGACUUAUGUUUUUAUGUAAAUUAAAAAGCUGGCUUAUAAAUAUGUCUCCACACAAUCCCAGUUUGCUUAGUACUUUACAUGUACUGAACUUAUGAUAGCUGACUGAAUUGACAU
Molecule: messenger RNA, 2880 nt
Organism: Bombyx mandarina (wild silkworm)
Lineage: Eukaryota; Metazoa; Arthropoda; Insecta; Lepidoptera; Bombycidae
Gene: Ocrl
Product: Oculocerebrorenal syndrome of Lowe
Biological process (GO): signal transduction; phosphatidylinositol dephosphorylation
Cellular component (GO): membrane
Molecular function (GO): phosphatidylinositol-4,5-bisphosphate 5-phosphatase activity; inositol phosphate phosphatase activity
Source: RefSeq, a predicted model, not a curated record